Plodia interpunctella (Indianmeal moth) is the source of this 546-nucleotide messenger RNA. RefSeq names its product protein GVQW3-like. Bases 1 to 546 code for a protein of 181 amino acids. The transcript is spliced from 2 exons. The record is from RefSeq and is a predicted model, not a curated record. Lineage: Eukaryota; Metazoa; Arthropoda; Insecta; Lepidoptera; Pyralidae.
AUGGAGAAAAUUGAACACCGCGCCGUUAUUAAGUUCCUUACCAAGCAAGGAAAAUCCGCUCAGAUUAUUUUUCAAGAGCUGUUGGCUGUUUACGGGGACUCUGUCCCUGAAAAAACCAUGGUUUACAAGUGGCAUGGUCUUUUCAAACAAGGAAGAGAGUCCAUUGAAGAUGACCCACGCUCCGGACGGCCAAUUGAGGCCACCACUUCGGAAAUCGUCGAAAAAGUAGAAAAACUUGUAUUGGAAGAUACCCGGUGGAAGAAGAAGCAGCUUGCAGCAAUGAUUGGAGUAUCCGAAACCAGUAUUUUGAAUAUUCUACAUGAUCAUCUUGGCAUGACUAAGUUGCUAUUGGUAGCCGUUCUCGGGCUGAGCUCCGCCAAGCCCAGCGUGGUUUACCACGAGCCUCACGUAUCCGUCGCCUCCGUCUUGCCGGUCGCCUCAGCCGUGCACCUCUCUUCUCCAAUCGCAUACUCCAGCUACGUCGCUCCAGUCUCCUACAGCACCUACGAAAUCGACUCCUACCCCUCGUACUAUUGGAGACGCUGA